Messenger RNA from [Candida] anglica, 2256 nucleotides. The record is from the annotation of a GenBank genome assembly. NCBI's taxonomy places the organism in Eukaryota, Fungi, Ascomycota, Pichiomycetes, Serinales, Debaryomycetaceae.
AUGACAGAGUCUCAACUACAAGUAAAUAGCCGUGUGAAGCUCAAUAAAAUUCACUCAACUCCUAAGAAGGGAUACAAGUUAGGUACUGCUUCUGCUACAUGGAAGAAGAUCAAACUGGCCGCGUAUAAUGGCGAUAGUUUAGAUCCUACCAUUGAAAAUGGUGGCGAGAUUGCAGAUACAAUAAUCGAAACUGGUCCUGAUGGCGAGAUACUCAUAUUAUAUCCUAAAUCUUUUACCAUCGAAGAAUGGAGAUUUGCAGACAAGACGCAUCUUGGAGUGGAUAAAUCUGAUUCAGCUCAACCACUUGACAGUGAUAUUGUUUAUUUAAUUAGUCAACAAAAGGUAGAAAUGGAUGAGGAAUUGGAAGCAAUUGUUGGAUUUUCUAUAAUUAGAAAGCCUAAACCAGAUGAAUAUCACCUUUUGAUUCAUUACAAAAAAUUUAAUGGAGAACAUGUAUUUGAAUUACAAACAUUAUCACCAACUAGUCUUGUUUUCAAUUUUGUUUUCAACUUGCCUGAGUUCAUGGUUAUAGAAAAGAAAAAAAGGGAUGGGGAAGUUGGGUUCCGUCCAAUUUCUUUCAAAGUUAAAUCAAAUGGUGAUUUUACGGUGAUUUCUAAUAGUGAAGGUUAUAUUUGGUCAGCAAGGUACGAUGGGACUUCAUAUUUCUAUAAUAAUUCCAAAUAUGUCCCAUAUCUUUAUAAGGAAUUUUGUCAGCCACUUCUUAAAGAACAAAUGAGAGAUGAAGAUAUGUUUAUUUUGAAAACCAGUUGUUUUAACAACACGCCAAUAUUUGAUAUUGUUGGAGAUUGGUUAGUAUAUUCACCCACCAAGCAAGAAUUUCAACAUAUGAAGGCUGUUGUGGAUUGUAAUGGCAAACCCCAAGUUCCUAAAAGAGAUGAGCUUUUAGGGGAUUCUUUAGAAGGAUAUGAUGAAGAACCUUCUAAAGGGAAGAAAGAUAAAGAUAAGAAGAAGAAUAAGACUUCAUUUUUAACUCCUGCAAAGUUACCACCACCUGGUCCAUUACUUAACCGGGUAAUAUCUUCACUUUCUAACACUGCCAUUGAUGGGAUAUUGAAAUUAUCUGAAGUAAGUACUAAUAAGGUAAAAUCAUAUUUGAAUAACAAUGGGGAACAUACAAAUGAAGAUAAGAAGAAUAUGGUUAAGUCAUUGAAUAAAUUGGGGAAGUCAAUUACCAAGUCGUUAUAUAACACUGCAUCUUCUACUGCUUCAACGAUCACAUCAAGACCAGAAGAUAAUCAACUCAUUAAAAUUGUUGAUUUGAGAAAUGAUAAGGUAUUGGCAGUCUUUAGACCCCCUGGAGGGGUUUCCAAUCUAUCAUUAUCACCAUAUGAUCUUCAGCUUGUUCAUUCAAAUAUCAGAGGGGAUUCAUUUUUUAUGUGGGACUUGUAUAAAUUACCACUUGAAGUUUCACUUAUUGGGAAAUUCACUAGAGGUAAGACUUCUGCAACUAUUCGGGAUAUAUUUUGGUUUAUAAAUAACAAUUAUAGUCUGAAUAGUGGUAAUGAUGUUACCCAAACCUCGACAGUUGAUAAUAUUAGCGGAAAUAACUAUGGAUUUGGAUGUGUUACUAAAUCAACUGGAUCCGUUCAUUGGUUCAAUAUCAAUUAUCUCUCAGGAAGUUUAAACAGUAACUAUCCUAACAUUUUAGGUAAGGAAAAGAAGAAAAGCAAUGGAAUGUCACAAUCUUUUGGAAAUGGAGAAUUUUCAGAUGCAUGGAUUCUAUCAUCAAUGGAUACAGUGAAACUAUUGGCGUUACCAGAUAUUAAAAGCAACUCAAUAAACCAAUUGGCAAUCCUAGACAAAAAGAAUCAAAUUAGGCUAAUCUCUCCAUUGAACGGUAAGACUACGUUUAAGUACAUCCUUCCAUAUACUCCAGUCGGUGAAAAAUUUGUUCCAACUAGAAAUAUAAAUGAGGAUAAUGAACGAAAGAGUGAAUUUAACAAUUCAACUUCACAAAUCAAUCCAUUAUCACGUACAGAAAUUGAAACUUGUGGACCAUAUCCUAAUCUUUACAACAAUAAAAAUAUUGAAUUCUCAACUUAUACAAGUUAUGAAAAUAGUGACUUGGACAACUUUUUGAAGAUUUAUGAAAACUUUGGACAAGGUAUCGCUAAUGAAACUUUAAAAUUUGACAGGAAGGAAUCAACUGAAAAUAUACCCGAAUUCCAACACAAAGGUCUAGAUCUCGAUCAAGAUGUUGAGACAUCUAGCGAAACACUUGCAACUGAAAUAUAG